UAAAAAAGAUUUGUAUGUAGUAAAUGUUUUAGUAACUUUAAUUUUCGUAAUAUCUAAUGAACAAACUGUAGUAAAAUAUUGGCGCGAAAUCUCCUUUAUUUACACAUGUCCUUUCGAUUAUAUGUCUCACGUACCAUUUAUUUAACUUAACCCGAUAAUUAGGUGACUGAGUGAUAUUAUCAUGGGUAUUUUAGGUUUAGCAAAAUUAAUAGCAGAUAUAUCGCCAGGGGCCAUUAGAGAACAGGAGUUGAAGCAUUAUUUUGGUCGUAAAGUGGCCAUAGAUGCAUCUAUGUGUUUAUAUCAAUUUCUUAUUGCUGUACGGAGUGAAGGAGCUCAACUUACAUCUGUAGAUGGUGAAACAACAAGUCAUUUAAUGGGUACGUUUUAUCGAACAAUACGUCUAGUAGAACAAGGAAUAAAGCCUGUAUAUGUAUUUGAUGGAAAACCACCAGAUCUGAAAGGUGGAGAAUUAGCUAAACGAGCUGAAAGAAGAGAUGAAGCACAGAAGUUGUUACAGGCAGCAGAGGAAGCUGGAAAUGCAGAGGAUGUAGAAAAAUUUAAUAGAAGAUUAGUAAAAGUUACAAAAACACAUGCAGAAGAAGCUAAACAAUUAUUGCAGUUAAUGGGCAUUCCUUUCAUUGAUGCUCCUUGUGAAGCUGAAGCUCAAUGUGCUGCUUUGGUAAAGGCUGGUAAGGUCUAUGCAACAGCUACAGAAGAUAUGGAUGCACUUACUUUUGGAUGCAAUGUUUUGCUCAGACGACUAACAUUUAGCGAAGCAAGAAAAAUGCCCAUACAAGAGUUCCAUUUUGAUAAAGUAUUAGAAGGCCUUGAAUUAAAUCAUAAUGAAUUUAUUGACCUUUGUAUAAUGUUGGGUUGUGAUUAUACAAAUAGCAUUAAAGGAGUCGGACCAAAAAGAGCUAUAGAAUUAAUUAAAACACAUAGAUCACUUGAGAAAAUCAUAGAAAACUUGGAUACUAAGAAGUUUCCCAUUCCAGAAGAUUGGAAUUAUAAACAAGCUCGAUUAUUAUUUCAAGAACCUGAAAUAACAGAUCCUGAAACGAUUGAUUUGAAAUGGACAGAACCUGAUGAGGAAGGAUUAAUAAAAUAUCUAUGUGGUGAUAAGCAAUUUAAUGAGGAAAGAGUAAGAAAUGGGGCAAAGAAACUGCAUAAAGCACGAAAUACUUCUACCCAAGGACGACUAGAUACAUUCUUUAAAGUACUAUCAAGCCCAAAUCCUUUGAAGCGUAAAGUGGAAGACUCAAAGACAACGAAUAAAAAAAAUAAAAAGGGGACAAUAGGAAAACCACGUGGAAGACCACCAAAAUAAUUGUUUGGAAUACUCAUAGUUUCUUAAUUUUUACAAGUCUUAUAUAUGAAUAUUUAUACAAAUAUAAUGGUCUCGAAUAAUUUCUCGAAUAAUCAUAUAUGUAUAAA
This is a messenger RNA of Frieseomelitta varia, 1434 nucleotides long. RefSeq names its product flap endonuclease 1 (gene Fen1). Gene Ontology annotation, cellular component: nucleus. The record is from RefSeq and is a predicted model, not a curated record. The transcript is spliced from 8 exons. Gene Ontology annotation, molecular function: RNA-DNA hybrid ribonuclease activity; magnesium ion binding; DNA binding. The coding region runs from base 182 to 1327 and encodes 381 amino acids. NCBI's taxonomy places the organism in Eukaryota, Metazoa, Arthropoda, Insecta, Hymenoptera, Apidae.